This is a messenger RNA of Salpingoeca rosetta, 3718 nucleotides long. Its product is annotated as solute carrier family 12 member 6. The transcript is spliced from 6 exons. Gene Ontology annotation, cellular component: membrane. Gene Ontology annotation, molecular function: potassium:chloride symporter activity. The record is from RefSeq and is a predicted model, not a curated record. Lineage: Eukaryota; Choanoflagellata; Craspedida; Salpingoecidae. Gene Ontology annotation, biological process: cell volume homeostasis; potassium ion homeostasis; chloride ion homeostasis. The coding region runs from base 425 to 3655 and encodes 1076 amino acids.
UGCAACCGCAGUCGUUGUCCUGCUGCUGACGAAAAGAAAAACUCGCAACAAACGCCAAACUCACAUCAGAAGAAGCCAAGAAACCAACAAGCCAAGCUCGAAGGCGCCACACAACGCUUUCCCUCGCUCUGCUGCUUCACUUCUUCUUCUUGCCUUGACUUGUGAGUUGGUCGCAGCCGACCCCAAGCCACAGGGAGAGAACGAGAACGAGCACGGGAGAUCGCACGCAGACGGAUCUCUUGCACGGAGAUAGCUGCGCUGCGAUUGACAUUUUCCCCCUCCUCUACAUCCUGCACAGCUUCCAUCGCACCACCUGAUCCCGUGUUGCAGCUGAGAUUACUUGAGCUUUGUUGUCAGAGAGCGCGAGCGCACGCGCGUCGUACGAUCGAUAAAACGACAGCCACAACGUCGUGUUGGCAGCAGCAUGGCCAUGAACGGUCAUGGACCGAACGGAGGUGCGCAUCUCAACCGCGGCCUCCUCAACGCAGAUGAGCCAGAUGUCAUGGAGGACCACGCCAGCACAUCCCCAGACCAAGCACUCCUCAAUGGCCACGAUGAUGCGGAGAGCAUUGACCUGAAUAGCGGCUCGAGUGAUGACGAUGACGAUGAGUUUGUGGUGCCCAUCUCCGACAAAUUCAAGGCCAUGAUCAACGGCGGCGACAGUGUCGCGUCCGCAGCCUCAUCAACCCAGCGCAAGAACCCAUACGACAACCUGCGUGACAUUGCCCGGCACGAAGAGACUUACGAAACCGAAACCGAGAACCUUGCCCUGUACCAGCCCGAGUUGCAGCGUCGCCCGCGCGUGGCGCAGAUCCUGAGCAAUCUCGUGCGCUUCAACAGCAACAACGACACGCCGCUCAACGCCGAGUCAUCCAUGCUUGCUCUCCUGCGCAAGCAGCCCAUCAAGAUGAAUACGCUUGUCGGCGUCUACCUGCCCACCAUCCAGAACAUCUUGGGUGUCAUCCUCUUCCUUCGCCUCACCUGGAUUGUCGGCAUCGCCGGCGUCGGACAGUCGCUGCUGAUUGUGCUGAUCUGCACGACAACGACAAUGCUUACAGCAAUUUCCAUGAGCGCCAUCGCAACAAACGGCGUCGUCCCAGCUGGCGGCGCGUACUUUAUGAUAUCGCGUGCUCUUGGUCCGGAAUUUGGCGGCGCCGUGGGCAUUCUGUUCUAUCUCGGAACGGCAUUUGCAUCUGCCAUGUACACCCUCGGUGCCAUUGAGCUCUUGCUGACAUACAUUGCGCCGGGGAUGUCUGCCUUUGGCGAGAUUGAGCCUGGGACGCCGUCUCUCCUCAACAACAUGCGGCUCUACGGCACCGUGCUGCUGUGCCUGAUGGGGUUCAUCGUCUUCGUUGGCGUCAAAUACGUCAACCGCUUUGCCAGCUUCUGCCUGGCGACGGUGCUGCUGUCCAUCCUGUGCAUCUACAUCGGCUACUUUGCCUCCCCGACCUCCCGCCAGCCGGACGUGUGCAUCAUUGACGAGGCCCUAGUGCGCAGCUCCUACGACGGCAACUGCACCGCUGCCGAUGCCACGCUCUACCCGACGUGGCAGAACGCCAACUCGUCGUACUCCGGUUACGUACAGGCGUUCCCGGGCCUUGGCAGCGGCGUGUUCCAAAGCAACGUUGGGCCCCACUACCUCAAAGGCGGCGAGUCCGCGCCCGGACAAAAGGGCCACGACGACGUUGUCGUUGCGGACAUCACCACGUCCUUCACGCUGCUGCUGGCCAUCUUCUUUCCCGCGUGCACGGGCAUUAUGGCGGGGUCCAACCGCUCCGGGGACCUCAAGGACGCAUCGCGUGCCAUCCCAACAGGCACCAUCGCCGCCAUCGCCACCACCGCCCUCAUCUACUUCACGUCCGUGCUCUUCCUCGGCGGCGUUGUGCAGGGCCCGCUGCUUCGCGACAAGUUUGGCGACAGCAUCAACGGCGGCCUGGUCAUUGCCGAGCUGGCAUGGCCGCAUCCGAUUGUCAUCCUCAUUGGCGCUCUCCUCUCCACCAUCGGCGCCGGGCUCCAGAGCCUCACGGGCGCGCCCCGCCUCCUCCAGGCCAUUGCCCAGGACAAUUUGCUGCCGUUUCUUUCCUAUUUUGGAAAGGCCUCUGCGUCUGGCGAGCCCACGCGCGCGUUGGUGCUCACGCUCAUCAUUUCGGAAUGCGGCGUGUUGAUUGCGUCACUGGAUGCCGUGGCGCCCAUCAUCACCAUGUUUUUCCUCAUGUGCUACGGGUUUGUGAACCUUGCCUGCUCCCUCCAGUCGCUCCUGCGCGCGCCGUCGUGGCGCCCGCGCUUCAAGUACUACCACUGGAGCCUGUCCAGCCUGGGGCUCGUCCUGUGCGUGCUGCUCAUGUUCGUGUCCAGCUGGUUCUACGCCCUCGCCGCCAUUGUGCUCGCCGCCGUGGUGUACUACUACAUUGAGUUCAAGGGCGCCGCAAAGGAGUGGGGCGACGGCAUCCGCGGCCUGAGCAUGCAGGCAGCGCGCUUCAGCCUGCUGCGCUUGGAGGAGGCCCAGCCGCACACCAAGAACUGGCGCCCGCAGAUUCUCACGUUUGUCAAGCUGAACGACGCCACGCUGGACGUGAGCGAGCCGCGCCUGCUGGACCUCGCGGGCUCACUCAAGAACGGCAAGGGCCUGAACAUGGUGGCCAGCGUGCUGGAGGGCGACUUGAUUGAGCGCUGCUCCGACCGCGCCACGGGGCAGGUGGCCAUCAAGGCCGCCAUGAAGAAGGCAGACAUCCAGGGCUUUGCCGAGGUGGUCGUGUGCCCGUCCCUCGCCCAGGGCAUGAGCUUCCUCGUGCAAAGCGCCGGCUUGGGCGCGCUCAAGCACAACACAGUCAUGCUUGGCUGGCCCGAGGGGUGGCGCGAGCGUCUGGAGCAUGCGCAGGCGGAGGCUGCCGGCCAAUCUGCGGAGGAGGCAGCGGCGAGCCUGCGCCAGGUGUCCGUGUUCAUGCGCGUGCUGCUGGACGCGGCGUCCAACGAGCACGCCAUCAUCGUGCCCAAGAACCUGCACAUGUUCCCCGACCCGGGCGUCCCCGAGACAGGCACGAUUGACGUGUGGUGGAUCGUGCAUGAUGGCGGUAUGCUGCUGCUGCUCGCCUUCCUUCUUCAGCAGGAUGUGGUCUGGCGCAAGUGCCGCCUGCGUGUGUUCACCGUUGCGGAGAACGACGACAACAGCGUACAGAUGCAGCAGGAUCUGCAGUCGUUCCUGUACCACCUGCGCAUCGACGCCGACGUGAAGGUUGUCGAAAUGCUCGACUCGGACAUCUCCGCGUACACGUACGAGCGAACGGCACAGAUGGAGAGCAGGACACAGCUGAUGGAAGACCUGAAUCUCUCGCCAAAGCAGCGCGCGCGUGUUGCUGAGGCCGUGGCCGAUCGCUCCAGGGCAGACGCAGCACACGGCGCCGUGCGGGCAGACAGGCCGCUCACAGACAACGUGCGGCGCAUGAACACGUCUGUCAAGUUGAAUCGCAUCAUCCAGCAGCACUCGCAUGACGCGCGCUUGAUACUGCUCAACCUCCCCGGGGCGCCCAAGGAGUGUGCAGACAGCUACGACGCAGCCAUGAGCUACAUGGAGUAUGUGGAUGUGCUCACGGAGAACUUGCAACGCAUCAUCAUGAUUCGUGGUGGCGGUCGCGAAGUCAUCACCAUCUUCUCGUGACAUUUUCACACCGUACCGUCACGUGUGAUGUGACGUGCUGUGCUGUGCUGUGCUGUGCUGUGC